AUGAAAGAUUUAUCAUCCAUAUCACCAAUUAUAGAUAACAUAGGUCCAUUCAAUGAAGUACCACAAGAAUAUAACUCUCAAGAUUCAUAUAAUUCUCUUUUAAAUUCAAAAAUUUUAAUAAUUGGAUCAGGAGGAUUAGGUUGUGAAAUUUUAAAAAAUUUAUCAUUAACUGGUUUCAAAAAUAUACAUAUUAUUGAUAUGGAUACAAUUGAUUUAAGUAAUUUAAAUAGACAAUUCUUGUUUAGAAGUGAAGAUAUUGGGAAAAGUAAAUCUGAAAUUGCUGUAAAAUUUAUAAAAAAUAUACUAGAUGAUGAUACCACGUUAGAAAUUGUUCCACAUUUUAAAAAAAUUCAAGAUAUGGAUUUAGAAUUUUAUAAACAAUUUCAAUUAGUUAUAAGUGGAUUAGAUUCAAUUGAAGCAAGAAGAUGGAUAAAUUCAAUAUUAUUUAAUUUAGCAGAAAGUGAAAAUUUAAUUAUUCCAUUAAUUGAUGGUGGUACUGAAGGUUUCCGAGGUCAAAGUAGAGUUAUUAUUCCUACAUUUACAUCAUGUUUUGAAUGUUCUUUAGAUUUAUUAAAUGUUAAAACUACUUAUCCUGUUUGUACUAUUGCAAAUACUCCAAGAUUACCUGAACAUUGUAUUGAAUGGGCUCAUCAAUUAGAAUGGACAAGACAAUUUCCCAACACAAAAUUUGAUGCAGAUGAUCCUGAUCAAGUUGAUUGGAUGUUUAAUACAGCAUUAAAAAGAAGUAAAGAAUUUGGAAUUGAAGGAGUAACUAAAUCUUUAACUUUGGGAGUUGUUAAAAAUAUAAUUCCUGCUAUUGCAUCAACAAAUGCAAUAAUUGCAGCAAGUUGUUGUAAUGAAGCUUUUAAAUAUAUAACAUCAACUAAUCCAAUGUUAAAUAAUUAUAUGAUGUAUUCAGGAGAUGAUUCCAUAUUUACAUAUACUUAUUCAUAUACUAAAAAAACAAAUUGUUCAGUAUGUGGAAAUAUAGCAAAAAAUAUCGUGGUUCAAAAUUGGUGGACAUUACAACAAUUUAUUCAUGAAAUUAAAUCAAAACAAGAUAUUCAAUUAAUUAAUCCAAGUUUGACUACAUCUUCAAAAUUACUUUAUAUGUCAUCACCACAGGAAUUACAAAUUUCAACUAAAUCAAAUUUAAGUAAAAAAAUGAGAGAUUUGGUAAGUGUUGGUGAAGAAAUUGUUAUAACUGAUUUAAAUUUACCAAUUAGUUUAAAAUUUAUAAUUCAAUUCGAAGGAAGUUAUGAAGAUCCGGAAUUUUCAUAA
This is a messenger RNA of Lodderomyces pseudojiufengensis, 1281 nucleotides long. RefSeq names its product NEDD8-activating protein. Gene Ontology annotation, biological process: protein neddylation. The transcript has a single exon. The record is from RefSeq and is a predicted model, not a curated record. Gene Ontology annotation, molecular function: NEDD8 activating enzyme activity. Gene Ontology annotation, cellular component: nucleus; cytoplasm. Bases 1 to 1281 code for a protein of 426 amino acids. NCBI's taxonomy places the organism in Eukaryota, Fungi, Ascomycota, Pichiomycetes, Serinales, Debaryomycetaceae.